GUCGCGCAGUUUCGUUUGGCCAUUCGUGCUAUAUAGUCGAAGUUGAGCUUUUUGGUACGCAUAGAGACUCGAGAGUGUCAUUUAUUGGACGAGUGAAUCGUGAUCGCGGGUGAAGUAGCUUCGUUUUUUAACGAAUCGAGUAGGUGGAGGACGAUUUCGAUCGAGCUGCAAAGAAGAGCAGUAGCAACAAAGAACGUCAACAGUCCAAAACAAGCGUCAACAUGUACGUAGCAAUCGUCGCUCUGCUGCUUAUCUGUCAAGCGUGCGCAGGCCUCGCCGACACCACGACGGAGCCGAGUCUACUACCCAUACCCUCGCACCACUGGAAAUCGAAGCUGCACAACUGGAUGGAGGCGGCGGAGCGGGUGAUCGCCGAGGCGCAGCAGUCCCAGACGACCGACGACUUUCACCGGGUCGUCGCCGAGGCGCGCCAGCUGCGCAAAAAGUUCUACCUCGGGGUGCUGAACGCCCAGGAGCCGCUCGACGAGGGCCGCAAGCUCGAGCUGCGUCGCAACUACCUCGAGACCGCCGACGAGUUUCGCAUGGCCUGGCUGGCUCACAUCAAUGCCAUCGGCGACAGGGCCAAGAGGCUCUACGGCAACAUGAGGCAGUACAGCAUCGUAAGGUCGAAGGACCCGAUGAGGAAGCUCAAGGCCAUCGACGUGGCGCUGGCCCUCAAGGCCAUCGUGCAGAGGCUCGAGUACGAGUACGAGUACAUACAGAGCCAGAUGGCCGAGGACGAGGACGCCGUGCAGUACCAUCUCGAUAAAUAAAUGAGAAAAAAAUAUCAAACGACACUUUUGUAAAUAAUGAUAAUAUUUUUUUUUUUUCGUAAAUAAAAACUAUACAAAGCGACGAUUAUUCUGCACUCGCGAGCACUCGAUUACCCAUAUACAUCAAACCUAUAAUAUAUAAUCGCGUCGAUCAUCGUCUAUAUAUCUCGAGCUCGAUGACCGGCACGUGUCGCGCCCACAAAAUUACCAGAUAUCAAAUACACGCGCAUUAAUAUCCUAUCGUUUAAGCUAAUUUGUCCGCACUCGGAGAUGCGGCCUCGGAUAACGUAAAUACUCGCCUAUAUAAGUGCAACUCCUCGUUGCGGGCGUGAUCGCUUACGGCACGUGUGGGCUCGUGCGCUGCAUCGACGACGACGGCGGCGACGACACGUGUCCCAAAGAAAAGAGGAGAGCGUGCCGGCCGAGGCGUUAAAACGUUUUUUGCGAAGAUCUGCCGAGAGUCGGCGGCUAUUCGUUUCAUUGGAUUAUGUAUACUUUGACGCGCGUGCCGACGCCUGUGUACUACGGAUGCGUCUGUUUUUUCAGCCGUAUUAGAAUAAUCUCGUUUAAAUACGUUUUUAAAUAAUGUUAAUUACGCAUAAAUUGAUCGUAAAUUAAACAAUUAUUGUUGAAUUGAUAACUUAAACUUUGUUGAGAUUAGAGCAUUAAAGUCAGUGAAAAUCAACUGCAUCAGAAAUGAAAUAAAUUAUUGUGGUUUUUAUAAUACGUGAUUUACCUUGUACUCUUUGAAACCAUCAUUCGCUGGAUAGUUGACCAUGUAUGUAAAAAGAAACAUUUCAGCCUUCGUCGCUCUAACACGGUAUUAAAAAAAUGAAAUAAAU
This is a messenger RNA of Trichogramma pretiosum, 1615 nucleotides long. RefSeq lists its product as uncharacterized. The record is from RefSeq and is a predicted model, not a curated record. The transcript is spliced from 3 exons. Lineage: Eukaryota; Metazoa; Arthropoda; Insecta; Hymenoptera; Trichogrammatidae. Bases 222 to 773 code for a protein of 183 amino acids.